Molecule: messenger RNA, 1978 nt
Organism: Blastocystis hominis
Lineage: Eukaryota; Bigyra; Opalinata; Blastocystidae
Exons: 7
Coding region: 1-1971 (656 amino acids)
Molecular function (GO): ATP binding; ATP hydrolysis activity
Source: RefSeq, a predicted model, not a curated record
AUGAAGGAGAAGAAGAAGAAGAAGAAGACCGAGAAGAAGGUUUUGACAGAGGCCGAAUUCCUCAGUCAAUGGGAAGAUAACGAUCGUUCGGUGGACACCAUUUUCCUUCCUCGCAGUCGUGGUCCGCUCGGUACGCCAGCUGAGUGUGAGUUCAUCCUAGGUCGCAAUCGAAACGUCGAUCUGAAACGAGUCAACAUUGCUAUCAACGGCAAAGAGCUGCUGGCGUCCGCCACGCUCCGUCUCCAUGAAGGCAGACAUUACGGUUUGGUGGGUCGCAAUGGCGUUGGGAAAUCGACGCUUCUCAGCCGAAUGGCUCGUUCGAUGAUCGAUGGCUUCCCUGAUUACCUGAUGAUUCUCCAUGUGAAGCAGGAAGUGAUGGGGAAUGAUGUGAACGUGCUGGACUCCGUGAUUACCAGCGAUAAGGAGCGAUUAAACCUGCUCGCUGAACACGACGAGCUGACCGCCAAACUGGAGAGUGCGGACACGGAGGAAGCGAAGAAGGGCAAGGGAAGCAGCGUGGAGGCGAUCGUGACGCGUCUGCAGGAGAUCGACGAUCGCUUAAAGGACAUCCAGAGCGACACUUCCGAGCAGCGUGCUCGCGAGAUUCUGAAGGGUCUCGAGUUCACCGACAAGCAGCUCACGAUGCCCACCAAGAUGCUCAGCGGAGGCUGGAGAAUGCGUGUGGCCAUCGCCUGCGCGCUGUUCAUCCAGCCCGAUAUCCUGCUUCUGGACGAGCCGACCAAUCAUCUGGACCUGGACGCCAUCAUCUGGCUGGAGGACUACAUCCGACACUACCCGCGAACCACGAUCGUCGUGAGCCACGACCGCGAGUUCUUGAACGGCGUGUCGGAAGAGAUCAUCGAGUUCAUCAACCACGAUCUCAAGUACUGGCCGGGCGACUACAACUCGUUUAUGAAGGCCAAGGAGGAUCGUCGGAGGAUGAUGGCCGCGAUGCAGGAGGAGCUCGACGAGAAGCGGCAGGACAUCCGCGAUCAGAUCGCGCGGCUGCAGCAGCAGCAGCGAAAGAACAAGAAGGCGGAUUUGGGCGGAAUGAUUCGCUCGCGCGAGUCCAAGCUGAACAAGGUCGGUCUGGAGAAGACGCUGGACGGAAAGAAGUGGAACUGCCAGCUCCAUGGAGUCCGUCUGGGCAGCAUCAACGCCAACGACGGCGGCUGGGUGAAUGGAAAGCGAAGCGCGGGCAGCGUGAUGGAGUACCAAGAGCCUCCGGUCAAGUUCACGAUCGCGCCCUGCGAGCCCAUCAACUACAACGGACCGAUCCUGCAGCUCUCCAACGUGACGUUCACCUACGAGGGCACGAACAAGCCUAUCUUCGAGAACGUCACCUUCCAAGUCGAGAUGGGCAGCCGCAUCGCGCUGCUCGGACCCAACGGCAUCGGCAAGUCCACCUUCCUCAGCGUGCUGAACUCCACGCUGGAGCCCCAGGCGGGAGAGAUCUACCGCCACCACAACCUCAAGAUCGGCUACUUCGCUCAGCACCACGUGGACGCGCUCGAAAACGUGCUCACGCCGCUGCAGCACAUGCAGAAGCUGGCGCCCCUCGCGAAGGAGCAGGAGCUGCGAGCGUUGCUGGGCUCGUUCGGCAUUACCGGCGCGUUGGCGGUACAGCCGAUCGGGACGCUGUCCGGAGGGCAGAAGUCGCGCGUGGUGUUCGCGACGAUCUCGUACAAGCGGCCGCACAUUCUGCUGCUGGACGAGCCGACGAACCAUCUGGACAUGGACACGAUCGAGGCGCUGGUGAAGACGCUGAAGGAGUUCAACGGAGGAAUCGUGGUGGUGACGCACGACCAGUACUUGGUGGAGGAGGUGUGCAAUACGCUGUUCGUGAUCGAUGAAAAACAUCACAUCAACCGCUUUGAGGGACAGUUCCGCGACUAUAAGCGAUAUGCGUUGAAGAAUUACCAUCUUAUCGCUCCCGAGGAUGAUGAAGAUGCUCUUGAGACCAAUUCCUAGAGCUUUU